Molecule: messenger RNA, 3083 nt
Organism: Zootoca vivipara (common lizard)
Lineage: Eukaryota; Metazoa; Chordata; Lepidosauria; Squamata; Lacertidae
Gene: USP5
Product: ubiquitin specific peptidase 5
Biological process (GO): protein deubiquitination
Molecular function (GO): protein binding; cysteine-type deubiquitinase activity; zinc ion binding
Source: RefSeq, a predicted model, not a curated record
AGUCGGAAAAAGCAGCUGUCAUGGCGGAGCUGAGUGAAGCGCUACUCUCUGUACUGCCAUCCAUCCGGGUGCCCAAGGCCGGAGAUCGCGUCCAUAAGGAUGAGUGCGCCUUCUCAUUCGACACUCCGGAGUCUGAUGGAGGCUUGUAUAUUUGCAUGAACACGUUCCUGGGCUUUGGAAAGCAAUAUGUGGAGAAACAUUAUGAGAAAACAGGCCAGCGAGUUUAUCUACAUCUUAAGAAGACACGCAAGUUGAAAGAAGAAGAUACCAACUCUAGCUCUGGAGAUCCUCCUAGGAAGAAACCAACGCGUCUAGCUAUUGGUGUGGAAGGUGGGUUUGACAUCCCGGAGGAGAAAUACGAAUAUGAUGAAUAUGUCAAGAUAGUCAUUUUACCAGAGCACUUGGAUAUUCCUCGAGAUGGACUGGAGGGUCUGCCAGAUAUGGUCAAGGACAGGAUUUCCAGUGCAAUUGAAGCGAUUCUGACAGCAGACUCUGCCUCGCGGAAGCAGGAGGUGCAGGCCUGGGAUGGGGAAGUUCGGCGUGUGUCAAGGCAUGCCUUCUCGCUGCAGCAGCUCCAGAAUGCUGUGCGUAUUCCUCCUUGUGGCUGGAAGUGCAGCAAGUGUGACAUGCGCGAGAACCUGUGGCUCAACAUGACCGAUGGCUCCAUCUUGUGUGGGCGACGCUACUUUGACGGCAGCGGGGGCAACAACCACGCAGUGGAACAUUACCGGGAAACGGGCUACCCCUUGGCCGUGAAGCUGGGAACAAUCACUCCUGAUGGAGCUGAUGUCUAUUCAUACGAUGAAGACGACAUGGUUUUGGACCCCAACCUGGCUGAGCACCUGGCUCAUUUUGGGAUUGACAUGCUCAAAAUGCAGAAGACUGACAAGACGAUGACAGAGCUAGAGAUUGACAUGAACCAGCGGAUUGGUGAGUGGGAGCUGAUCCAAGAGUCCGGGGUUCAGCUCAAGCCACUCUAUGGCCCUGGCUACACAGGCAUCCGUAACCUGGGAAACAGCUGCUAUCUCAACUCAGUAGUGCAGGUGUUGUUCAGCAUACCAGAUUUCCAGCGGAAGUAUGUAGACAAGCUAGAGAAAAUAUUCCAAAAUGCUCCUGCUGAUCCGACCCAGGACUUCAACACCCAAGUAGCCAAGCUGGGCCAUGGGUUACUCUCUGGGGAAUAUUCAAAGCCAGCUGCUUCAGAUGGAGAGCAGCAACUGGACCAGAAGGGCAUUCAAGAUGGCAUCGCACCGCGAAUGUUUAAAUCACUUGUUGGCAAAGGUCAUCCAGAAUUCUCUACCAAUCGGCAACAAGACGCUCAGGAAUUCUUCCUGCACUUCAUCAACAUGGUGGAGAGGAACUGCCGUAGCUCCGAGAACCCCAACGAGGUCUUCCGCUUCUUGGUGGAGGAGAAGCUCAAGUGCUUGGCCACGGAGAAGGUGAAAUACACCCAGCGUGUUGAUUACAUCAUGCAGCUGCCGGUGCCCAUGGAGGCGGCACUGAACAAAGAUGAGUUGCUAGAAUAUGAAGAAAGAAAGCGGCAGGCAGAGGAGGAGAAGCAGCCGCUGCCCGAACUGGUCCGUGCCAAGGUGCCUUUCAGCUCCUGCCUAGAGGCCUAUGGGGCCCCAGAGCAAGUAGAUGACUUCUGGAGCACAGCCUUGCAGGCCAAGUCUGUGGCACUUAAGACAACCCGGUUUGCAUCCUUCCCAGAUUAUCUAGUGAUCCAGAUCAAGAAGUUCACUUUUGGCCUGGACUGGGUGCCCAAAAAACUCGAUGUCUCCAUCGAAAUGCCAGAUGAGCUGGACAUCUCUGCACUCCAGGGGACGGGACUGCAGCCGGAGGAGGAGGAGAUGCCCGACAUCGCGCCUCCGCUGGUGACGCCAGAUGAGCCCAAAGGUAGCCUGGGUUUCUAUGGCAACGAGGACGACGACUCCUUCUGCUCCCCUCACUUCUCCUCUCCGACAUCUCCCAUGUUGGACGAGUCUGUGAUUACGCAACUGGUGGAGAUGGGCUUUCCGGCAGACGCCUGCCGCAAAGCUGUGUAUUACACUGGGAACAGUGGGGCUGAGGCGGCGAUGAACUGGGUCAUGUCCCACAUGGACGAUCCAGAUUUUGCAAACCCUCUGGUUCUUCCUGGAUCCAGUGGACCAGGUUCCACCAUCGCUUGUCCAGACCCUCCAUCAGAAGACAGCGUGGCCACCAUCGUCUCCAUGGGCUUUUCCCGGGAUCAGGCCAUGAAAGCGCUAAGAGCUACGAAUAACAGCCUCGAGCGGGCUGUGGACUGGAUCUUCAGCCAUAUUGACGACCUGGACGCAGAAGCUGCCAUGGACAUUUCGGAGGGGCGUUCGGCGGCUGAAUCCAUAUCUGAAUCUGUCCCUGUAGGGCCAAAAGUGCGUGAUGGAUCUGGAAAAUACCAGCUUUUUGCCUUCAUCAGCCACAUGGGCACAUCCACUAUGUGUGGCCAUUAUGUCUGUCAUAUCAAGAAGGAUAGCAGAUGGGUGAUCUACAACGACCAGAAAGUCUGCGCCUCUGAAAAGCCUCCCAAGGAUCUUGGCUACAUCUACUUCUACCGGCGAAUCUCCAGCUAGGACCCUCCUGCCAGAUGUGGAGUAGGAGCCAGGCGAUGGCAGGAGGAGGGGAAAUGGCAGCGAUGAAUGCAACGAAGAGGGCCAACUCUCAACCCCUAUGUGUCUGUGUGCCACUGCUGCAGCCCCAGGAGCAGUAUCCCUCCUCGAGGAAGCUGGAGUUUGCUGCCCCUCUGGACACUGGUGGGCGGGGGUGGGGGUGGGUUUGAACCUCUGUGUAAGAGCAAGAAGUGGGGGGGGGAAUAUCUCACUGAACCCAGGCACCCAGGGCACACCUGUGCACAACAUGUUUCCUCUUGAUGUAACUAUAACACGCUUGGACUGUUUAGAAAGGGGUGGGGACAAGAGGGAGGACUUGGGUUACGUGUGGCUUUCUGUACCAUAUAGGGCGGCUUUCCCCCCCCCUCACCCCCACCCUGGGAAUUGUGCUGGGGAAAACCUGGGCCGUAAAGUUAGCACCAGUUCUUCAUGUGCCCCCCUAUAUGCCAAAACACAAAG